CAGCCGCGGCUUUCCGCAGGAGCGGCGACUCAGCAGGCGGGAGGAACCAUGGCGUCGCUUCCUGCGGGAGUCGCGGCGAAAGACCCAUAGAUAGCCCCCGGUGACCAGGGGCUGAAGCAAAGCAGGGACCCGGACCUGCGCACGAGGCCUUGGGCUUGAGAGUAGAAAGGCUUCGGCUGACAGCUAGGAAGAGGCCAUCUGCUCUCCACUACCUUACUGAUAAGUGACCAGCUGGCUGGCAUGGAAAACUGGAAUAAGUACCUGCACCUCCAAAGCAGCCUUUAGAUAUUGAAGAUGCUGGAUGUCGGGAAAUGGCCAGUAUUUGCUCUCCGCUCUCAAGAGGAGCUGAAGUUAAUUCGUCAGAUUUGUGUAUUUGGCAGCGCUGGCAAUGAAGUUCUUUAUGCGACGGAAAAUGAUGAGGUUUUUGCAUUAGGCACUAACUGCAGUGGCUGUUUGGGAACUGGUGACGUACAGAGCAGCAUCGAACCUCGAAGAUUAGAUAUUUUAUGUGGCAAAAAAUUAGCUUGUCUCAGCUAUGGAAGUGGCCCUCAUGUUGUUCUGGCUACUACUGAAGGAGAAGUAUAUGCUUGGGGUCAUAAUGCUUACGGUCAGCUGGGAAAUGGAACAACCAGUCAUAGUUACAUUCCUUGCUUAAUCUCCACCAACUUGGUAAACAAAAAAGUCAUUGAAGUUACCUGUGGCUCACAUCAUUCAAUGGUAUUGACUGCUGAUGGUGCGGUGAGAAGAAUUAUUGUGUAUUCAUGGGGUUAUAAUAACUCAGGACAAAUUGGAUCUGGCUCAACAGCCAAUCAGCCUAUUCCUCGAAGAGUUACUGGCUGCUUACAAGAUAAGAUAGCAAUUAACAUUGCUUGUGGUCAGAUGUGCUCAAUGGCUGUGGUAGAAAAUGGUGAGGUUUAUGUUUGGGGUUAUAAUGGUAAUGGUCAGCUUGGAUUGGGCAAUGGUGGCAAUCAGCCGACACCAUGCAGAAUAGCAGCUUUACAAGGCAUCCAUGUGCAAAGGAUUGCCUGCGGCUAUGCACAUACACUAGUUUUAACAGAUGAAGGCCAUGUCUAUGCCUGGGGAGCCAAUUCUUAUGGCCAGCUGGGAACUGGCAAUAGGAGUAACCAAUCAUACCCUGUGCCGGUCACAGUAGAUCAAGACAGAAUUGUAGAGAUUGCAGCAUGUCACUCUACUCAUACCUCUGCUGCUAAAACCCAGGGUAGCCAAGUGUACAUGUGGGGUCAGUGCCGGGGACAGUCUGUCACUCUUCCAUUCCUUACCCACUUCUGCUGCACUGAUGAUGUGUUUGCUUGUUUUGCUACUCCUGCAGUGACAUGGCGUCUCCUUUCAAUAGAACCUGACGAUCACUUAACAGUAGCUCAAUCAAUAAAGAAGGAGUUUGAUAACCCAGAUAAUGCUGAUUUGAGGUUUCAAAUAGAUGGAAAAUACAUUUAUGUUCAUAAAGUCCUCCUCAAAAUUAGGUGUGAGCAUUUCCAUUCAAUACUAAACAACAAUAAUGAAGAAAUUAUAGAAAUAAGUGAAUUCUCAUACCCUGUUUACCGAGCAUUUCUGGAAUAUCUUUAUACGGAUAGCAUCAGUCUCCCUCCUGAGGAUGCAGUAGGCCUGUUGGACUUGGCAAGCUUUUAUAGAGAAAACCGACUAAAGAAGCUUUGCCAGCAAACAAUUAAGCAGGGCAUUUCUGAAGAGAAUGCAAUUGCCCUUCUGUCAACUGCAGUCAAGUAUGAAGCAAAGGAGUUAGAGGAAUUUUGCUUCCGGUUUUGCAUCAACCAUCUGACAGUCGUUACUCAGUCUCCAGGUUUUGCAGAAAUGGACCAUGACCUCAUGAAGAACUUCAUAAGCAAAGCCAGUCGAGUUGGAGCAUUUAAAAACUGAAGGAAAACCCUUGCCUGAUAAUGAAGAAAGGUAUUUUCAUUACCAUUACUUGUAUUUCUGAAUCUUAAGUGCUGAGAUAAUUUCUUCAUACGAGGAACCUCUCUCACUUAAGCUAGUGUUAAUGCACUCAGUUUGCAGAGACUAGGCUUCACAAAUUGAGUGGGCAUGCAGCAGGAUUCAUACCUCUAUUAAAAAAACACUAGCAACUAACUUUCCUCCAAAUGUUAUUAAGGUUUCUUUUUCAUUAAUAUUCUUCUUUGAAAAAUAUCUGGAAACUGUUCUUUGACAGCUUUAAUUUGGAAACAGGUUAGCUGUGACUGCUGAAGUUGCAUUAAUACCAUGCAGUAAAGUAAAAAAUGCUCUGAAAAACAACCUAAGUAGAUAUGUAUUGCUUAGUAUUUCUGGUGAAGUAAACUAGGAAAUGAAAACAGUGAACUGUCAUCUUUAUGUGCUAACAUGCUUAUGGAAUUCCUGUAUUGCUGCUUUGACAUAAAAAGAAAUUGGCCUUAGUUUAAACAUGGAGAAAAAUAUGUUGUUGCCAUUAGUUGAAGGAGUAAAGCUUUAUUUGUGGUCAGAAAGUUUAAUUAAUAAAUAAAUAAAUAAGCCAUUUAUCAGCAGGCUGAGUAUAUCUUUUCGGCCAUAUCUAGGAUCUCCACAAGUGACUCUGUAGCUGUCUCUCUCAAGUUAUUGUCACUGAGUCAGAUUCAAAAUUCCUAACUGCCCUGAUAAGUGACUUGAAUAAGCUGUAUUCUAAAUUAGCUGUAUGUGAAUUUUGUAAGGAAACUUGUUAUGCCUAGAGAAAACCAACUUCUCAAACUCAGUGCCGAAGAUCUGAUACUCUUAUGCAAGAUGGUUCCAAAAAACGAAGGAACAGACCGCCACUGCCCUUAAUUAGAAUCCUUUCUACAUUUGUUCUACUUUGCUAGCCCUGAAACAACAAGGAGCAGCUUGGACUAUUUUAAUAGAAUAGUGCAAGCAUUGCAGCCAGCCUUAACCACCAGGAGCCCACAGAGAACUUACAGUACUAUUCACGGCUGAAAGGCCUGGUUUGAUAUAGAUUUCAUAAGCACAAAGAGUUCAUCAACACAUACCAAACGUAGAGGCCAUCUAUCAUCCUUCCCUCUGCAGAGCCUCAUGAUUGUUUGAUUACGUGCCAUCAAGUCAUUUUUUACUCUUAAUAGUCCUCAACCUACAACCAUUCGUUCAGCAACCAUUUA
Python bivittatus (Burmese python) is the source of this 3110-nucleotide messenger RNA. Lineage: Eukaryota; Metazoa; Chordata; Lepidosauria; Squamata; Pythonidae. The record is from RefSeq and is a predicted model, not a curated record.